AUGACGACACAUGUGGAAGGGAAUGGAAUUUCUGUAGUCCACUCAGCAGAUGCAUCUUUCCCGGCGAAGCAUAGUUUGAAUAAGAUGGAGAAGAGAAGUGGGAAACACUACAGUAACCAGCACAGGAUUUUGCUAGUGGGCGAAGGGGACUUUUCGUUCUCCGCCAGUUUAGCGGCGGCUUUUGGGUAUGCUUCUAACAUGAUUGCCACUUCCCUUGACUCUGAAAGGGGUUUAUGGAAUGGUUAUGACAGAGCUGUUUACAACAUUGAAGAAUUGAUGAGAAAGGGAUGCAAGGUGAUUCACGGUGUUAAUGUUGCUUCCAUGGAUUCUCAUCCGUGUUUGAAACACUUGAGAUUUGAUCGUAUAAUUUUAAAUUUUCCAUUUGCUGUCAUUCCACACCGCGUCCUGGUAAAGGCAUUCCUGAGAGCUGCCAAGGAGAUGAUUAGUGAAAAUGGUGAAAUCUAUAUCACUCAAAGACCAGAUGUCAUUCUUGGUGAAAUGAAAAUAGAAUGUAUUGUGUUUCAACAGUGGCUUGAACUUGUUAGAGUUGUCGAUUUCAAUGUUUUUGAGUAUUGGGGUUAUAGCCCUAAAUGGGAUAUAGUUUCUCUUGCAUUCAGCAGGGGCUUCAGCUUGUAG
Messenger RNA from Ipomoea nil (Japanese morning glory), 636 nucleotides. RefSeq lists its product as uncharacterized. Bases 1 to 636 code for a protein of 211 amino acids. Gene Ontology annotation, molecular function: rRNA (uridine-N3-)-methyltransferase activity. The record is from RefSeq and is a predicted model, not a curated record. The transcript is spliced from 4 exons. Gene Ontology annotation, biological process: rRNA base methylation. NCBI's taxonomy places the organism in Eukaryota, Viridiplantae, Streptophyta, Magnoliopsida, Solanales, Convolvulaceae. Gene Ontology annotation, cellular component: cytoplasm.